AUGUUAAAGCUUCAAGUGGUGCUAGUGCCUCCAAGCGCACUCAAGCAGGAGCGCAAGAGACUGACUCCUGCAAAUGGGAUCCAAAACUCUGUCAUCAAUUCAUCACCAAACUUCUUUAAUAGAGAAAUGGGAACAAGUACCCCAAAUAACAUCAACCUUAAUAACAACAAUUCACAGUUACUACCAAAUUCAAGCUUUUUGACAUUUGAACAACCACCAGCGUUGAGAAAAUUUCUGCACAUCACUAAAAAGGAAAAGAAUUUAUUAGAAGUGGCUCAUGAAAUCAGUGCUAGAUUCGAAAAAUUAUAUCCGGAUGAAAAUCCAUUGGAGAUAUUAAAGUUACAAGACUCUCAGGAAUGUGAUUUGGAUCCUGAUUAUAAAGUCGGUGAUGUGUUUGACUAUGAUAAUGUGGUAAGAGUCUUACUUACCAAUGAAAUUGAAGUAGAUGGGAUGACAUCUGGUGGUGAAGUUAUUCAAAAUAAUAAUAUUAAUAAUAAUGGAAAACGUCCAGCUUCUCAAAUAUUUUCAAGCAUAGUGUUACCAAAAAAGAGAUUCAAAGAUAAUCGUGAAUCGAUUUGGAAAGGUGAUAGGGAAUCUGCUGAGUCUCGCAGGUCAACCCCUUUAUCUAACCAAAUAUAUCCGAAUGACGAGGAUAAUAAGCCAUCACCUCAAAAAGAUGCUAACUUAUCAAUUAGAAAUGUGUCUAUAAAUGCAGAAGAUUCAACUGAGUUGUCACUACCACCUCCAGAAGAUGAUGAUACUAGAUAUCUGGAUCCUAAGAAAUCUAAAUCAACAGUUACUGCUUCACCAUUACCUCCAUCAUCUAAAAGAAUCACAUCAGGUAUGCUUGUUGCGCCUGAACCACAAUUGAGAGAUGCCGAAGAAGCUGUUCUUGAGGAGAAACAAAUCAACGAAGAGAUCACACAACGUAUUAUUCCCGUGAAGAGAUCCUUAGAAGAAAAGUCUUUGGGAAACAUUUCUCUUACACCAUCAAGAAAACCAUCUGAUGAUAAAUCAGCAGAACAAAAACCAUCUGAACCAGCUGCGUUGCCUUCAAAUGAACUACAGUUUCCGGGUGAAAAUCCAACACCAGCACAGCAGCCAAUAAAGAAAUCAGUUGAGAAGCAAGAUCCAAAACCACAGCCAGUGAAACCAGUUGCUAAUAACCAACCUUCAGCUAAAACAAGUGAAGAGGUCUCAAAGAUUCCACAAAAACCUAUUGGGGUCCCAUUCUCAAGUUCUCAUCCAUUGAAGAAAAUUACAGAUGAAUCCCUCCCUCCAUCUUCCCAAAUCACGAGAAAGUCAUCGGAUGAAUCAGUCAAGUCUCAAAAUACUUCAGCUUCAAACAUCAUUUCAAAUUCUGCCAACAUCACUAGUAAAGAUGGAUUUUCUGAUUCAGACGAAGAUUCAGACGAAGAAAGUGUCAAUGAGCCUGAGUUUACCAAAGAUGAAAUCAUCAAAAUCUUUAAAAGUGAAAGAGUUCCUGCAUCUGUUAAAAAGAAGUUUGCUAAGCAUGAUAGCAAGAGACCAAUUCCACCAAGACAAGUUAGAGCUGCUGCUUUGAAGGCUGCUGAAAAAAUGGCUAUUCCAAUCACUAGAUCCACCAGAUCAUCUGGGAGGUCAUCUGCUGUUACGUCAGAAAAAGCUAGUGAAGUUAGUGAAUUAAGCGAAACAACCGAAGAAGAAGAGGACGAAGAAGAGGAUGAUGACGAGGAAGAAGAUAAUGAAGAAGAUGGUGCUAAAGAAGAUGACGAAGAAGAGGAAGAUGAUUAUGAAGAAGAGGAAGAGGAUGAUGACAGCGAAGAUAAUCAAAAAGAAGAUGUUAAUCUGGGAGUGAACAACAAAUCACCAACAAACUCUCUACCACAGGCACCACCAGCUUCAGUUUCGGUUGAAGAAGGUGAAAGUAAAAGUGAACGUGAAAGUGAAAGUGAAAGUGGAAGUGAAGGUGAAAGUGAAAGUCAAAGUGAACCAUCAAAAGAGUCAAACCAACAACCUAAAGAAGCUACCGAGAAAGAAACGGCGAAAGAAGCUACGAAAGAAGCUGUACAGUCUAGUGAAUCGGAAAGCGUGGAUUAUGACACUGAUGAAGAGAGUGAAUCGGAGCAGACUAAUGAACCAGAGAAGGUUGAAACCACAAAAGAUUCUGAUGGUGAUGUUGAGAUGAAUGAUGUUGAUAAAUCAACCACCAAGCAUGUUCUGCCAGUCCCAUCAAAAGCUGCAGCACCAAAAGUUUCACAGCCUGCAAAGGUGACAGAAGUUACUCCAUCGAAAGUUGUUCCACCACCAAAAGCUUUACCAGUUACUCCAGCAAUUGAUACAUCACCUGUGGUAGAAGUUUCAGGAACAGAAGCGCAAUCAACGACAAAAGAUGACUUCGAUGUUCCGUUAUCUCAGGAUCCAGGAAAGAUAGUAUUCACUUCUACUCAAGUUGACCCUGCUUUCAAAGCUGCUGCUACACCCACUAUUGCAAAACCAACAUCCGAACCAAUACCAGUAAAGAAAACUGCAGCUUCUCCAAAGAAACAGAGAGCUCCAAAAGGUCCACCUCCAAAAGUCAACGUUGAUGAAUUAUUUCAAGAAUUUCCAACUGAAGAGGUUCCAGGUCUUGCUGAAGUUCUUGAACAAUUAAAAGACCCAAAUCUAUCAGACUUUGAUUUUAAUGAACUUUUAAAGGAAAGAAAAAGAUUACUUUACAAUGCAAAGAGACGCGCUAAGAGAAGAGAACAAAAUGAGACCAAAAAUAUCUCUAAAAGGGGAAGUUCCCAGCUUACUUCAUCAGUAUUACUGCCAUCAACCCAACCAGACCAAUCCAUGUCAUACUUUUCUCAAGAUUCUGUUGAUCAAAGUGCCACUAAAGCGAACACCAGCACUACAGCCAUCCUUGCUGCUUUGAGCCCAGGAGCUGAAGAAACUCGCAAACUGUAUGAAAAAGCAAAACGUGACUUGGAAUUGAAGAGACAAGAAGCUUUGAAAAGUGCCAAAAAAUUUGAUGAAGAAACUGCUGCUGCCAGAAGACUGAUAUCUCCUCGCAAUCAUUUAGCUGCACUUGUUUUACCAGGUGGUCGUGAUCCAAGGAGAGGUCAAGCAAAAUCUGAACAGUUUGUUAAGAGUUCAGAGUCGGACUCAAAUUCAGGUAGUGGCUCAGAUUCAGACUCAGAUUCAGACUCAGACUCAGAUAAAGAAGGCGAGGAUGAUGAUGACAAAACAAAAAAGCCACCGAGAAUUGUGAAUACUCCAAAAGGCUUUAGUCAACCGGUUACCAAAAACGAAAAUUUGAGAAAAUCAAUUGCUGCUAAUAAGCUCGUGGAAGUUCCAGAAGUUGCAUCAGCACCAGUGACUCCGACAAGCAAAGGUGCACAAUCUAUACCAUCCAAAGGUCCAACUGCUGCUAAAAAAGAAGCCCAGCCUGCUAAGAAACCAAAUUCUCGUUACUCUUUGAGUUCAUUGUCAGAGUUAGUUUCCCGUGGUGUUCCUGAUGUUUUGGACUCCUUGACCCCAAAAAGUUUAAGAUCAACCAAGCAAGCUCCCCAAAAGGAAGAAGAAUCAUCAAAAGAAGAAAGUGAUGACUCAAGUGACGAAGAUUCUGAUACUGAUGAAAGUAGUGGUGAAGAUGAGGAUGAUGAUAACGAAGAAGAUGAUGACAGCAGCAGUGACGAGGGACUUAAAAGUAGUCAAAAAUAUUUGAGUGCUAGAACGGCUAAAGGAAUGGUUGGUAGUCGAAAGAGAUCAACAAGAACUAGUAGUGCAUUUAAAGGUUUGAUGAAGGACGCCAAAAAGAAUUAA
Messenger RNA from Hansenula anomala, 3786 nucleotides. RefSeq lists its product as uncharacterized. Lineage: Eukaryota; Fungi; Ascomycota; Saccharomycetes; Phaffomycetales; Wickerhamomycetaceae. The coding region runs from base 1 to 3786 and encodes 1261 amino acids. The record is from RefSeq and is a predicted model, not a curated record. The transcript has a single exon. Gene Ontology annotation, biological process: rDNA heterochromatin formation; negative regulation of septation initiation signaling. Gene Ontology annotation, molecular function: rDNA binding; phosphatase activator activity. Gene Ontology annotation, cellular component: nucleolus.